AUGCAACCACCAUCUGCAAGUGGGCCACAAGUGUGCUGCAUCACUGCCCUUGAUUUGAUAAACGCUUAUUUUCAGAAAGAGGCGUGGGGAAAGGGUGUGAGGGUCCUCAGGACAGUCCAGUGCCAGAUCCAGGCGAGCCAGGGUAUUUACCGCGAGGCGCCGGUGGCUGAAGGACGUGGAUUCCACGGGAACGAAGAGGCCAAGACAGAUCCGCAUAUAACCUCUGCGUGUUGUCGUUGUGUUGACCACGUGUAUGACGAUCAGGAUUAUCCCGUGUACGAGUGUAGUGCUGCUGCUGUAGUGUAG
Messenger RNA from Neurospora crassa OR74A, 306 nucleotides. RefSeq lists its product as hypothetical. NCBI's taxonomy places the organism in Eukaryota, Fungi, Ascomycota, Sordariomycetes, Sordariales, Sordariaceae. Bases 1 to 306 code for a protein of 101 amino acids. The transcript has 4 exons. The record is from RefSeq and is a predicted model, not a curated record.